AUGGAUAAGAAUGAGUUAGAGCAGAGUGAGAAAUAUGCAAAAUCGAAGUUGGAUGAAGGCAAGGAACAUCUAAGUGAGGACAAUGAGGAUGGCAUGGCGGGAAGUGGGCUGUGGCUGGAGGUGGAGUUCGGGGUGGGAGAGUUGGAUGAAGGUGAGGAACAUCUGAGUGAGGAUGGCAAGGAUGGCGUGGUGGGAAGUGGGUUACGGCCGGAGGUGGAGGUGGAGGUGGGGGUGGGAGAGUUAGAUGAAGGUGAGGAACAUCUGAGUGAGGAUGGGAAGGAUGGCAUGGUGGGAAGUGGGUUACGGCUGGAGGUGGAGGGGGAGGUGGUGGUGGGAGAGUUGGAUGAAGGUGAGGAACAUCUGAGUGAGAAUGGCAACGAUGGCGUGGUGGGAAGUGGGUUAUGGCUGGAGGUGGAGGUAGAGGUGGAGGUAGAGGUGGGGGUGGGAGAGUUGGAUGAAGGCAAGGAACAUCUAAGUGAGGACAGCGAGGAUGGCGUGGAGGCAAGUGGGUUGCGGCUGGAGGUGGAGGUUGGGGUGGGAGAGUUGGAUGAAGGCAAGGAACAUCUAAGUGAGGACAGCGAGGAUGCCGUGGAGGCAAGUGGGUUGCGGCUGGAGUUAGAUGAGGGUGAGGAAGAUCUGAGUGAGGAUGGAAAGGAUGGCGUCGUGGGAAGUAGGUUACGGCCGGAGGAGGAGGUGGGGUUGGGAGAGUUAGAUGAAGGCAAGGAACAUCUAAGUGAGGACAGCGAGGAUGGCGUGGAGGCAAGUGGGUUGCGGCUGGAGUUGGAUGAAGGCAAGGAACAUCUAAGUGAGGACAGCGAGGAUGGCGUGGAGGCAAGUGGGUUGCGGCUGGAGGUGGAGGUCGGGGUGGGAGAGUUGGAUGAAGGUGAGGAACAUCUGAGUGAGGAUGGCAAGGAUGGCGUGGUGGGAAGUGGGUUACGGCCGGAGGUGGAGGUGGAGGUGGAGGUGGGGGUGGGAGAGUUGGAUGAAGGUGAGGAACAUCUGAGUGAGGAUGGCAAGGAUGGCGUGGUGGGAAGUGGGUUACAGCCGGAGGUGGAGGUGGGGGUGGGAGAGUUAGAUGAAGGCAAGGAACAUCUAAGUGAGGACAGCGAGGAUGGCGUGGCGGGAAGUGGAUUGCGGCUGGAGGUGGAGGUCGGGGUGGGAGAGUUAGAUGAAGGUGAGGAACAUCUGAGUGUGGAUGGCAAGGACGGCGUGGUGGGAAGUGGGUUACGACCAGAGGUGGAUGUGGGGGUGGGAGAGUUGGAUGAAGGUGGGGAACAUCCGAGUGAGGAUGGCAAGGACGGCGUGGUGGGAAGUGGGUUACAGCCAAAGGUGGAGGAUUUAAGGCCCUGUUGGGCUGAUUAUGUUCUGCAAAAGAUGGAUAAGAAUGAGUUAGAACAUAGUGAGAAAUAUGCAAAAUCAAAAUUGAAUAAAGGCAAGGAAAAUCUAAGUGAGUACAGUGAGGAUGGCGUGGCUGGAAGUGAGGAACAUCUGAGUGAGGAUGACAAGGACGACGUGGUAGGAAGUGGGUUACGGCCAGAGGUGGAGGUGGUGGUGGGAGAGUUGGAUGAAGGAAAGGAACAUCUAAGUGAGGACAGCGAGGAUGGCGUGGCGGGAAGUGGGUUGCGGCUGGAGGUGGAGGUCGGGGUGGGAGAGUUGGAUGAAGGUGAGGAACAUCUGAGUGAGGAUGGCAAGGACGGUGUGGUGGGAAGUGGGUUACGGCCGGAGGUGGAGGUGGAGUUGGAUGAAGGUGAGGAACAUCUGAGUGAGGAUGGCAAGGACGGCGUGGUGGGAAGUGGGUUACGGCCGGAGGUGGAGGUGGAGGCAGAGCCAGAAACAGAUGAAGUCUAUGCACAGAUCACUUUACACCCAGAAGCAGAUGUGAGCUUAUUAUACUAUUAA
This is a messenger RNA of Camellia sinensis, 1899 nucleotides long. The record is from RefSeq and is a predicted model, not a curated record. NCBI's taxonomy places the organism in Eukaryota, Viridiplantae, Streptophyta, Magnoliopsida, Ericales, Theaceae.